Molecule: messenger RNA, 4580 nt
Organism: Dunckerocampus dactyliophorus (ringed pipefish)
Lineage: Eukaryota; Metazoa; Chordata; Actinopteri; Syngnathiformes; Syngnathidae
Product: vascular endothelial zinc finger 1-like
Exons: 5
Coding region: 94-1476 (460 amino acids)
Biological process (GO): regulation of transcription by RNA polymerase II
Molecular function (GO): RNA polymerase II cis-regulatory region sequence-specific DNA binding; DNA-binding transcription factor activity
Source: RefSeq, a predicted model, not a curated record
CCCUAAGGUUACCGGAAGUUGUUUCAGCUGCCAUGUUUGGUUGCUUUGUUGUAGGCUUCCACUAGGUUUCCUCCAGAAUUACUAAGUGUGGAAAUGGAGCCGAGCUGGAGUACGUUUCUUUUCCAACAGGCCAAUGAAGCCCUCCACCACCAGCACCAGGUGGCGCAGAACAGCCUACUGCCUCUUCUCAACGCAGGGACCGAACCAAUCGACCAAAAGCCUAUUCUGCCCAUCCAAAUAGAACCGAAAGCCCCCUCCAAUGCUGCAGAUCUCCUUAAAGACAACAUGGCCAGUGGAGGCAGUGCACGGCCAUUGCUUGGAAUAAAGAAGGAGCACAAAGGCAAAACGCCCUUCGUUUGUGGCUACUGCAACAAGGCCUUCCGCGACAGCUACCACCUUCGACGCCAUGAGUCCAGCCACACAGGUAUCAAAAUGGUGUCGCGGCCAAAGAAGACCGCCCAGACGGCCCCCACCAUGGUCCCAAUGAUCUCGACGAUGACGCGAGAAAACAACGGGAACGCUUCCUACAUCUCGACAGCGGCGGGCAUCCUCUCCACAGCAACCACGUCGGUUUCUUCGGGCGCAAGCGUCAUGACAUCGUCCGCAAUGGGCAACAUACAACAGCACACUGUCCCUAAGAAACCUGCCAAACCUGUCAAGAAAAACCACGGGUGUGAGAUGUGUGGCAAGGCCUUCCGCGAUGUUUACCACCUGAAUCGCCACAAGCUCUCCCAUUCUGACGAAAAGCCCUUCGAGUGCCCCAUCUGCCAUCAGCGCUUCAAAAGGAAGGACCGGAUGACCUACCACGUUCGCUCUCAUGAUGGUGGCGUUCAUAAGCCCUACGUGUGCUCCGUCUGUGGGAAAGGUUUUUCAAGACCAGACCACUUGAGUUGCCAUGUGAAGCAUGUUCAUUCUUCCGAACGACCGUUCAAAUGUCAAGUGACAGCGUGUACCUCUGCUUUUGCCACCAAAGACCGGCUGCGUUCUCACAUGAUCAGACAUGAGGGCAAGGUGACUUGCAGCAUCUGCGGGAAGAUGCUGAGUGCCGCCUACAUCACCAGCCAUCUGAAGACUCACGGACAAAGCAACUUCAACGCUUGCAACAAAGACGGCAGCGAGGUCUGCAACUCGGCCUCCGCGACCCCCGUGAGUGUUUCAGCUCCCAUCACCACAGCGUUGAACCGCGGCAACUCAAACAAUAACAACGCCGUCACCAUAGCGGCGCAAAUGAACAUUAGCACCAACACAGUCAACAUCACGUCACCGGUCAGCCUCCAGCACCCGGUCACCAUCACUGGGCCCGUCAACAUCGCCUCUGUCAACAUCCCCGCCACCGCGCCCAUGAAUAUCGCCCACCCGGUGGCGAUAACCACGCCCAUGCCAAUGAAUAUUGCCGGGCCACUCAACAUUGCCAUGAGGCCGGUGGAUAGCAUGCCUUUCCUGUCCCAAGUCUUGCCGUCUUCUCCACCUUGGUAAAAAUCAAAAGAAAGGGAAGAUGAGACUCCUCACCAUUUGCUCCUCAGGCCCAUCUUAUUUUUGUGUUCCCCAUCAAGUGGAUGUGGAUGCUGUAUUUCCAUGAGUUUUGCAGCCAGGGGACGCUCUCCAAGCCACUGGAGAAGACUUGAGUAGAACCCAAGUAGGACUGACGUUGACAUGAGGACGCAUGUAGGACGUAGCGUAGUCGGUUGGAGUGAUGAAACUGUGAUUUGUACCACGACAGGCCAGACAAGACGACUGAUGUUUAUGUUGAUGCGGGAGAGGAGGAUCUUGCUUGUUGUGUAACGCUAGCCUGCUAAUCCAUAUUUCACGUAGGAAUAGUAAAAGGGACCAUUCCCUUGUCAGAUAGUAGUUACUACACUCUUGAGGUACAGCUUACUUGUACUUUUGACAUAGUAAUGUAUUUUCAUGUUUUUUUACCUCCAAAAGUCUCCAGUUGAUUCUGAAAUGUUUCUAUUUUUAUAUUGCUUGUUUAUUUUUUUGAAUGCUAGGUUUUAUCAUUUUUCCCCCCAACGUAGUCCGAGUGGAUGGACUACUGCACUGAGCACAUGUUCUACACAGGAGCAGUAUUACUUACAGUAGUAUGCCUACUUACGCUAUGGGGCCACCUAGUGGCUAUCUGGGGAAACUUUUUGUCAUCCGCUGUCUGUGCAUCUGUUUGUUUGUUUUUUUUAUCCUUUAUCUCCUUUUGCCCCAAAAAGACUCACUCAGGAAACACGUAUCUUUGAAGGAAUGUGUGCUGCACGUCUUCAUUCUGGGAUUCUUUUUCUUACCUUUGGAAAAUCAUUUGGCACCCAAGGAAUUUCAUGUCACAACAAAAAUCUGGCUUCCACUCUCUGUAGACUUCCACGUCAAAUCUUUUUUUUUUUUUUUUUUAUUCAUUUGAGUUGCAGAAGUACAGAACCCCUAAGGGGACAUGAUGUGGUGGGGGGGAUGUUGCCAGAUCCCGAGACACUAUUGCGAGAUCACGAGAAAGUUUUGCAAAAGCUUUCCUGUGAAACUCUGCCAGAUCCCGAGAAAGUUAUGCAAGAUCUCUGGAAACUUUUGCGAGAUCCUGAGAAACUUGUGCCAACAUUUUUUCUGAGAAACCUUUGCAAGAUUUACAAGAAACUUUUGUGAGAUCCCAAGAAAUUUUUGCAAAAAGUUUUCAGAGAACCCUUUUGCGAGAUUCUGAAAAAGUUUUGUGAGAUCCUGAGACACUUUUGCAGAGGAACUUUUGCAAAAUCCAGAGACAUUUUGCAAAAAAUUUCUGGAUAAACUUUUGCAAGAGCUUGAGAAACUUGCCAGAUCCCAAGAAAGUUUUGUGAGAACCUGAGAAACUUCUGCAAAAGGUUUCCAGAGAAAGUUUUGCCAGAUGUCUGGAAACUUUUGUGAGAUCCUGAGAAACUUUUGCGAGAUUUUGUGAAAGUUUUGCGACAUUUCGAGAUGCUUUUCAAAGAAACUUCUCCAAGAGCCCGAGUAAGUUGAUGGAUUUCUGGAAACUUUUGUGAGAUCCUGAGAAAUUUGUGCAAAAAGUUUUCCGAGAAUCUUUUGUGAGAUUCUGAAAAGGUUUUGCGAGAUCCAGAGAAGCUUUCCCGAGAAACCUUUUUUGGAGGAACUUUUGCAAAAUCCCGAGACACUUUUGCAAAAACUUUGCGGAGAAACUUUUGCGAGAUCCUGAGAAAUAGCUUUUGUUUACUUGUGGUAUUUCCUGUGUUUUUUUCUCCUAAAGGAGAACUUUGAUAGAAUUUUAUUUUGAGAUUGACCUUGACCUCAAAUAUAAAAGCUAAAAUGUGUUGUUAAUCGUAAACACGACUUUUAUGCACGUGGUAAACGUUUGAAGAGGACUUUACGAUGCUGAAGUUAUUCCCAUCGCUCAGCGUCUGAUUGCAUUUCAAAGUUGAUGUGCAGUGCGACUGCGGCAUUGGACCCGGUCCAGUAGGAAAAGCACCUGGACUUCUCAAAUGUGGACUUGAUUAUCCUCGAGAGGCUAAACAUUGCAUGUGAGACCUCCAGUAGCACUCCGUACUGCACAGCUCCUAAGGUGCUGGAAGGUGGAAACAAACUCAGGAUCUCACAAAACUUUCUCAAGAUUAGUUUUUUUUUUCCUCGAAUCUUUUUUUUUUUCCAUGUCCCUUCUGGGGUGCCGUACAGAGGUGAGUGGCUUAUGUCGACUUUUUUUUUUCCAAUGAUUGUUUCCUCUAGUGAUAUUGAUGGCACUGGAAUAUGAAGAGCAGAAGAGGUGCAGUCUAGUGGAGCCCCCAUAUUUCACAUUUAUAGUCACUCAGCAGCUCAACGUGAUUGAAACCAAGCUGAGUGAUUUUUAAACAGCGUAUCGUUGAAAGUUAUUGGCAGACGUUAGACCAACAAGAGUUUGGUUGACUUCCAUCAGGGACACGAAUAAUAAUAAUAAUAAUAAUAAUAGUUUUAAAGCAUAACCGUCCAUGAGAUGAGCAUUUGCUGUACAAUAGCAUAUCUACUGUACGUUUGAUAUUUUUUUAAAAGAAAAAUGGGUCUCAGUCAGCGAAGAGACUGAGAUUGCAUGACCCCAAACACUAAUCUGUUUUUUUAAACAAUGCCUUGUUGUCUCGACAGUGUUGCAACACAUAUGCAUGACUGUCAUUGUUAGAUUUUUUUUUUUUUUUUUUUUUACAAAAUAGUGUAUUUUUUCUUAUUGUAUGACGUAGAUACACUAUAAAUAGCUUUGUUGCCAAAUUUGAUCAAUAAUGUGAUGAUUUCCUAUUGAAUUGAACACUCUUUAUUUUUGAAAACAAAUAAGAAUUGGAAAUUCCACCACCCUUGUGAAAGCAGUUGAAUGUAUAUCUUUGUACAAAGCUAUUUUAGCUCUGACGAUAUGGUAGUGAAGAUACAGUAGAUAGAAAGAUAACACUUUUUUUAAUUAAAAAAAACAAUUUUUGUAUUAGAACAUUAACAUUGGUAAUUUUGUAUAUACAAGAAAACUGGUUAGCAGAACGCUGAAACAUUCCUGCAUUUUUAAAAAAUGUAUGUUAUGUCAAAUGAUUACAUGAACAUGCGCAAUGUUAUGUGCCUUUUAUUUGGGUUGUCUAAAUAAAAGAAAAGCAUCAUGAGUGUAUUCAUCACCA